AUGCACGUAAGAGUAAGAACUUUUGGUAAGCCUGAUACUAUAGUUGUGGUUGAAUCUAAGCUGACCAAGAUAGAACAGUUUCGAAAGAUUGUAAAGGAAAAGUUUGACGUCGAUCCGAAGCUGCAACGGUUAUUCUAUGGCGGGAAGCUGCUUGAAGAUGGUUACACUUUCCACGAUUACAACAUCAAACUUAAUGAUGUAAUUCAGCUCAUGGUGAAAUUGCAGCCAAAUGAUGGUUCAGUAAAGGAAAAAGCACAAAUUUCUGAUAAAAGCCUUGAGCAAAGUAAUGAAACAAAUAGUGAGAAAAAUUCCUAUAAUGAUGCCGAAAGCAAUUUUUACGAGUUAGGAGACUUAGUUGAUAUGAAAGACAGAGAACAAGGCUCCUGGUUAGAGGGAAAGGUUGUAAGAAUAGUUUAUGAUCCUGAAGCCAAUCCAAUUAUCGAUCCUGGAGAAGCAGGUACACAGAUAGAAAAAAAAGUCACGGAAACAAACUCUGGCAAAGAAAGUGACCUUGAAAAUGAACCACCUAAUGAAAAAGAAGAUGAAGAAAGUCCAAAGUCAAAGAAAAAAGGUAUUGCAAAGUAUUUUACCCAAUCUCCAAGAGCAAAGAGACCAAUUGGAAAAGAUUCUACUAAAGCUGAAAAUAGUGGAAGAAAGACCAUAGAACUAUUAUAUAAAAUUCAAUUAGACAAUGAUGAAGAAGAUUCAGAUUUAUAUUGUAAGCAGUCAGAAAUAAGACCACGGGCACGAACUGUUAUUGACACGAAUGAUUUAAAAGUAGGCCAGAAGGUGAUGUUAAAUUAUAACACUGACGAACCACUUGAAAAAGGAUAUUGGUAUGAUUUUAAGGUAGAUGAAAUCAAGAAAUUGAGGUCUAGUUAUGAGCUUGUUGGCACAUUGUACUUGGGAGCAGAUUCAGUGCCGCAGAAUGAAACUAAAGUUAAGGUCCAUGACAAAAUCUUUGCUAUAGAGGAGGUAAUACCAGUUGACCAGAGAUCUGAAGACCAAAAGAAAAUGAUGAAAACGCAACCAGAUAAAAGAUCUCAACCGUUGAACUGUCUGACGUGUCGGGACAAUGAAGACGCUCCAUGCAAAGAAUGUGGAUGUUGCGUGUGCUUGGGCAAAGAGUCACCAGAGAUGAUCGUACUGUGCGACGAGUGCGACCGCGGGUACCACAUGCGGUGCCUGGUGCCGGCGCUGGCGCGGCUGCCGGAGGGCGACUGGUACUGCCCGGAGUGUGCGCGCGACCCCGCCGCCGUGGUGGCGCCGGGCGCGCGCCAGCAGCGCCGCAAGCAAGCCCCCGCUGCCGGCACGCGCGACUGGGGCCGCGGCAUGGCCUGCGUCGGAAAAACGAAAACAUGUGCGAUGCCGGCAAAUCAUUUUGGCCCUAUCCCAGGCAUUGAAGUGGGCAUGUGUUGGAGAUUUAGAAUACAGCUGUCGGAGUCGGGUGUUCACCGUCCGCCGGUGUCUGGCAUCCACGGCCGCGACGUCGAGGGCGCCUACAGCAUUGUGCUCUCAGGUGGGUACGAGGAUGACGUCGACAACGGGUACGAGUUCACGUACACGGGCAGCGGCGGCCGCGACCUCUCCGGGAACAAGCGCACGGCCGAACAGUCCUGCGACCAAACCCUCACCAGGGAGAACAAGGCGCUGGCUCGCAACUGCGCAGCGGAGGUGAGCGCGGGGGGCGGGGACGCGGGAGCGGCGUGGCGCCAGGGCCGGCCCGUGCGCGUCGUGCGCUCCUACAAGAUGCUCAAGCACUUCCCCAAGUACGCGCCCCUCGAGGGCAUCAGGUACGAUGGAAUCUAUAAAGUAGUGAAGUACUAUCCAGAAAAAGGCCUGUCCGGAUUCAUCGUUUGGAAAUAUUUGUUACGAAGAGAUGACCCUAGUCCUGCGCCGUGGGAGCCCGGCGCUAAACAUUAUCCUAUCAUCUAUCCAGAUGGCUACUUAGAGGCUGAAGCUGAAAAAAAGGCUCUCAAAGAGAAGAAGUCGAAAAGCACCAAAGGAAAUAAAAAACGCGCGCUUCAAGAGAGUAAUCAGUCGACAGAAUCUGAGCCCGAUGCUACGCCGCCUAACAAGAAGCGCAAGACGUCGCCUGAGAAGCGGUCUUCUAGUAAAAGCUUAAAGAAAGGUUCAAAUGGUACUCCAAAGAAGACAAUUCCAAGUAUAUUUAAUGUUAAAAGUCCAAAGAGCAACAAUACAACUCAAAAGGACACCGAGAGUACAUUGAGUCCCGAAGAGAAGGAGGCUGUCGAGUCAGAUACAUUGAACUGCAAGCUGUGGGAGGAAUGCAUUGCGAUGUGCCACAGCGGCGGGAAGAAGGAGUUCGUGGAGCACGUGACACAAGUGUUUCUGUGCAUUAUAUGUCAAGAAGUCGCCGUCAAUCCUGUCACCACGCCCUGCUUGCAUAACUUCUGCAUGGCGUGUUUGAAGCUGGCGUACAAGUCGACGGAAUCGCAGAGUUGUCCGUGCUGCCGACAGAGCCUGGCCAAGUUCGAACCCCAGGUGAACGAGCCGCUGCGUACUGCUCUGCGGACCGUUAUGCCUGGCUACGACGCGGGCAAGAAGUAA
Molecule: messenger RNA, 2571 nt
Organism: Parnassius mnemosyne (clouded apollo)
Lineage: Eukaryota; Metazoa; Arthropoda; Insecta; Lepidoptera; Papilionidae
Source: the annotation of a GenBank genome assembly